UCAUAGGAUUCAGGUGCCAUAUUGAAGUGGAUUCGAGUUAGAAACCAUAUCGCUUUAUUUUGUUAUUCUAAAAUAAUAGUCUUGGUCAUUUCAUUUUAUUCUGGCAUAGGGAGUAAGAAGGCACAGGUUUCAAGAUGCCGAGAAUUAUGAUUAAAGGGGGCGUGUGGCGAAACACUGAGGAUGAAAUCCUUAAGGCGGCGGUUAUGAAAUAUGGAAAAAACCAGUGGUCUCGAAUUGCCUCCCUACUGCACCGAAAGUCCGCUAAACAGUGUAAAGCCAGAUGGUAUGAGUGGUUGGACCCCAGCAUUAAGAAGACAGAAUGGUCUCGGGAGGAGGAAGAGAAGCUGCUCCAUCUGGCCAAGCUGAUGCCCACACAGUGGAGGACCAUCGCCCCCAUCAUCGGCAGAACUGCCGCACAGUGCCUGGAGCACUAUGAGUUCCUGCUAGACAAAGCUGCUCAGAGAGACAAUGAAGAGGACACAGCGGAUGACCCUCGCAAACUCAAACCGGGAGAGAUUGACCCCAACCCUGAGACCAAGCCCGCCCGGCCAGACCCUGUGGACAUGGACGAAGAUGAGCUGGAGAUGCUGUCAGAGGCCAGGGCUCGUCUGGCCAACACUCAGGGCAAGAAGGCCAAGCGGAAAGCCAGGGAGAAGCAGCUGGAAGAAGCCAGGCGCCUGGCCGCCCUGCAGAAGCGGCGUGAGCUGAGGGCCGCCGGAAUCGACGUCCAGAAGAAGAGGAAGAAGAAACGAGGUGUGGACUACAACGCAGAGAUCCCCUUCGAGAAGAAGCCCGCACAGGGAUUCUACGACACAUCCAUGGAGAACUACCAGUCCCUGGAGCCCAACUUCAAACGCCUGCGUCAGCAGCACCUUGACGGAGAGCUGAGGAACGAAAAGGAGGAGAGGGAGCGGAAGAAGGAUCGGCAGAAGAUGAAGAAGAGGAAGGAGUCUGACCUUCCCUCAGCCAUCCUACAGACCAGCGGAGUGUCCGAGUUCACCAAGAAGAGGAGCAAGCUGGUCCUCCCUGCCCCACAGAUCUCAGACGCUGAGCUGGAGGAGGUGGUGAAGCUGGGCCAGGCCAGCGAGGUCGCUCGUCAGACCGCUGAGGAGUCUGGGAUCACCAACUCCGCCUCCAGCGCCCUGCUGUCCGAGUACAACGUCACCAACAGCAGCAUGGCCCUGCGCACCCCCAAAACCCCUGCUGCCCAGGACAAGAUUCUACAGGAAGCCCAGAAUUUGAUGGCUCUGACCAACGUGGACACGCCUCUGAAAGGUGGUCUGAACACACCUCUCCACGAGAGCGACUUCUCCGGGGUCACCCCUCAAAGACAGGUGGUGCAGACCCCCAACACGGUGCUGGCUACGCCCUUCAGGACCCCGAGUCACGGAGCAGAGGGCCUGACCCCCCAGGGCGGACUGACCCCUAAGCCCCCAGUGGGCGUGACCCCCAGCCGGACCCCCCUGAGGGACAAACUCAACAUCAACGCCGAGGAGGGGAUGGUGGACUACUCCGACCCCGCCUUCGCCAAACACCUGCAAAGGGAGUCGCGCGAGCAGCUGAAGAUGGGCCUCAUGGGGCUGCCCCUGCCCAAGAACGACUUUGAGAUCGUGCUGCCGGAGAACGCCGAGAGGGAGCUGGAGGAGCGCGAGAUGGACGAGAGCUUCGUGGAGGACGCCUCUGAAAUAGAGCUGCGCAAACAGGUUGCCAGAGAUGCGGAGCGUGAGAAGGAGCUGAAACAGAGACACGUGGCGGUGCAGAGGGCUUUGCCCCGCCCCUCAGAGGUGAACGAGACCAUCCUGAGGCCGCAGAACGUGGAGCCUCCGCUGACGGACCUGCAGCAGGCGGAGGAGCUGAUCAAGAGGGAGAUGAUCACCAUGAUCCACCACGACAGCCUGCACCACCCUUACAGCGAGCCCCUCAGCAAGAAGACCAAGGGCCCCGGCUCCAGCUCCAACAACGCUGAGCACAUCGCCUACCUGGACAAGAUACCCUACACCAAGGUGACCGAGGACGACCUGAGGAAGGCGGAUGAGCUGCUGGUGCAGGAGAUGGAGGUGGUGAAGCACGGCAUGGGCCACGGGGACCUGUCCAUGGAGGCCUACAGCCAGGUGUGGGAGGAGUGCUACAGCCAGGUGCUGUACCUGCCCGGGCAGAGCCGCUACACCCGAGCCAACCUGGCCAGCAAGAAGGACCGCAUCGAGUCUCUGGAGAAGAAGCUGGAGGUGAACCGCGGCCACAUGACGGCGGAGGCCAAGCGCGCGGCGAAGAUGGAGAAGAAGAUGAAGGUGCUGCUGGGGGGCUACCAGUCGCGGGCCAUGGGCCUGGUGAAGCAGCUGGGCGACCUCUGGGACCAGGUGGAGCAGGCGCAGGUGGAGCUCCGCACCUUCCAGGAGCUGAAGAAGCAGGAGGACACCGCCAUCCCGCGGCGCCAAGAGGCCCUCAGGGAAGAUGUACAGAGACAGCAGGAGAGAGAGAAGGAGCUGCAGCAGAGGUUUGCAGACCUCCUGCUGGAUAAAGAGACCAUGCUGUCCUCCAAGGCCUAAAUCCAUCCCCCCGCCCCCUUUACUGUGACAUCACUGCAGUUUGCUCCGCCCCCCAACCCAAAGGCCUGCCCCCUCACCCCUGCCUCUGCAAUGACAUCCCUGCAGUCUGUGUGCCGGCUGUAAUAAAUUGCUCUCAAUCUGUUAGUUGUAGCUCCUGCUUCUAAUGGACCCGUCGCUCAAUAGGCCUUCAAGUUAGAACCGUAACAUAGAACCAGUCCAGUUCACAUGGUAGCGUAGGCUGUUGACUGCAUCAUUAAAAAUGCAUACCAGUGUUUUCAUGGCUCUCUGUGGAUGACAUGGCUUAUAAUAAUGUGCUGUCGUUUUACACAUCCGUACUGACCGUAAUAAACAGUUUAACGCCUCUUUUUUUUAAUUAUGGAAAGGGAUUUUGUGCUGAUGCAUGGUUCUUCCCGCCAUUCUAGCAAGCGCAUCUGUGCUAUUCUCAGAAGCGGACUCUCUUCCAUGAGUAAGCGUUUCUUUCACAGAAAGCAGUGUGUGAAAUGACUCGGUCCCCACUGUCUGCACAGCUUGGUAAAAACUUUUUAAAUGCUCAUAUUUUGUGCCCUCUGUGUGGGUUUCCUGGACCGCUGGGCAAAUGUGAACGUGUAAACGGGGCUGUCCCUUCCGUUGAAUUUUUUUUUUCUUACGCUCUCAAGUCUGUUAUGUGUUGUACUGACUGAGGAGAGAUUACACCGUCUCUCUAUGGGAUGAAUAAAAUUCACUGUUGUUUUCA
Anguilla anguilla (European eel) is the source of this 3279-nucleotide messenger RNA. It is a transcript of the gene cdc5l, whose product is annotated as CDC5 cell division cycle 5-like (S. pombe). Bases 135 to 2546 code for a protein of 803 amino acids. The record is from RefSeq and is a predicted model, not a curated record. Gene Ontology annotation, biological process: mRNA splicing, via spliceosome; regulation of transcription by RNA polymerase II. Gene Ontology annotation, cellular component: spliceosomal complex; Prp19 complex. NCBI's taxonomy places the organism in Eukaryota, Metazoa, Chordata, Actinopteri, Anguilliformes, Anguillidae. The transcript has 16 exons. Gene Ontology annotation, molecular function: RNA polymerase II transcription regulatory region sequence-specific DNA binding; DNA-binding transcription factor activity, RNA polymerase II-specific.